CGCCCGAAGUAUCUCGAAGAUCCAGGAAAAUUAUGGCGACCAUUAUAUUUUUUAUUUCAAUUGCCGUCAUUGUCUUGGCUCCCAGUUGUUACUCCAUCCGUAUGAGAAGUAGACUCAACAGGGGAUGCAUGUUCGGUCCUUUCGAAAAUAAUGCCAUGAAAUGCAUCAAUUUUCACGGGAAAAUGACCACCUGUAUGUUGCAGGAUCUUGAUUGGUUCUCGCAGAACGAUUACCUGUCUAUCGAUCAAGUACUGGAUUCAUGCAGUCUGUAUACAAAGCAAAACAAAUAUAAGAGGAGAGUUGAAAAACUCAUGAAAAGAUGUGUAAAAAAAGCAAAUCGCAACGGCGAUAACCGCGAAGAGAGAGGCAAUGAAUUUAUUACCUGCUUGAAUGCCAAAAAUGCCUUCGCUGCAAUAUUCCCCUGGGCAUUUUGCGAAAAAGAAGAACGCGAACAAGAAGAACGCGAACAAGAAGAAACACAACCUCUGGUGUCUAGCGAUACGCUAUUAAACGACAUGCCGGAAUGCGGAGAUAACAAGACUACCAAGGAAUUCACCACAUGUUGGUGGAAUUCUUCGGGACCUGAUCCUACAAACUCACGUGUCAUUCCCAUCUGCAUAUUUGGGCCAUUUAAAAAAAAUGCCGUGAGGUGCCUUCCCUUACAUCGAAAAAUUGACAGUUGUUUCCUUAACGGAUUGGACUAUUUCACAAAGGAUCACAAGAUAGACAUCACGAAAGUUCUGGACUCCAUUCAGCCAUAUGUAGUUAAUCGGCAAUAUAUGGAAGAAAUUGACGAAGACGUCAAAAGAUGUGUGGCGAAAGCAAACUCCAUCAGGGGAACAAGCACUGAGGUAGCACUUGUGAACUGUUUGUUUAGCACGAAUACCUUUACUCACUUACACGACGCAUUUUGCCCGAAGGGGCAUUUUACGGGAGACGCUGUUGGAAUUCAGCUUAUCAGCCCCAAGAAACCAAUCACAAAUAAUUAUAUGGGUACCUUGGGUCUCGUGCUCAAUGAUGCUAUUGAAACAUUUUUCCGUGUUAUCACUACAUAAAGAAUCGACGAUUACUCACGAUAUGUUGUUUUCUAAUGAAUUCAGAAGAGAAUUUGUAACUCAUGACUCUCACAGGCAAAUGGCGGCCUCCAUGAGGGGUCAUCGGAGGCAAAUGGAGGCGGAACAGCCAAUUUCCUUAUUUCAG
Messenger RNA from Diachasma alloeum, 1200 nucleotides. RefSeq lists its product as uncharacterized. Lineage: Eukaryota; Metazoa; Arthropoda; Insecta; Hymenoptera; Braconidae. The transcript has 7 exons. Bases 33 to 1055 code for a protein of 340 amino acids. The record is from RefSeq and is a predicted model, not a curated record. Gene Ontology annotation, molecular function: odorant binding.